Messenger RNA from Rubroshorea leprosula, 395 nucleotides. NCBI's taxonomy places the organism in Eukaryota, Viridiplantae, Streptophyta, Magnoliopsida, Malvales, Dipterocarpaceae. The record is from the annotation of a GenBank genome assembly.
GAAAAAAAUCAUGAAAAAAAAAAGAAGAAAAACCUAGAAACUAUAAGUUCCAUUUUGCGGUUAAGGUAUGCACCUCAGCUCCAUAAAGUGGUGCGCCUCUUUAGGGAUGUGCCUCAUGAACAGUGCCUUGCCUAGGGCAAAAAAGGAGUAUGGUGCUGGACGCAUGCUGACAGGUGAAGUGAAGAAGCGGCUUAUUGAAGUUUUGACUGAACUGGUGGAGAGACAUCAACGGGCUUGAGCUGCAGUGAAUGAUGAGAUGGUGGAUGCUUUCAUGGCCGUUAGACCCCUUCCAAAUAUGUUUGACUGAAGUCAUGAUAAUCAACUUGGUCGCACUUGUUCUUUUAGUUCCAAUGCACUGGAUGUUUCUAAAUUUCUAAUCAAUAGGAAGUAGAAGA